GGCUUUUCUCGAUGCAAAAGAGAAUAUAAAAGACAAACCGGACAACGAACUCACGCGACCGACCACCAGGUGCAGAAAGCGUUAGACCGGGACUCUGGACUCGUGUUCACCUGCUGAAUCCGACAGACUGUUGGCAGUUUGGUGACUCGACGGAAAAUUGAAAUUGCUAAAACAAAGUUUGAAAUCGAGGCGCAAAGUGGGAAAUAUUAUGGUUUUUAGUCACAGUGCUCGGAACCGAUAAAAUUAAGUGCAGGAAAAACUUGAGCAAAUAAUAAUGGUUAAUGAACCUGUUUCACAUAAUCAUUGACUAGAUGCUUCAAAUAUUUUUUUUUUGGGACCUUUUUUGAAAGAAAUUCCUGAAAAAAUGCUAAUUUCCAUUCGUCACAAUACAAUAAGAAAAUGUGCAGUGAAUAAAUAACACAUCAAGAAGUCAAAUUUUCUUUCGAGAUGAAAAUUAACAUUCUUGGUUUAAUUUUCACUUUGGGAAGUCUAUUUGUCUUCGUCUUAUUGCUACAUGUCAAGAUUAGAUUUUAAAUUCUAAUAAAGGAAUUUUCAUGCAAAGGAGAAAAAAACCUUUUGACUAAUGAGGAAUUCUAAAUCAAAAGUACUUAACUGUACUUUAGAGCAAUAAGUAAUGACCAUCGUCGUUUGGAAAAGUUUUCAACAUGAAGUUAGAGAGCAAGAGAGAAUAAGGAAUUUUCUGCGAAAUUUUUAUUUUAGCCGACAGGCAAAAGAGGAAAAGAAAUACGCAGAAAUAUAAUUAUGAAAACAACUAAAGAAUUGACAUUUCUGGAGGAAUGUUAUCGUCCGUUGAAGAAUGUUUAUAAGCUAUUAAAAAGAAAAAAAUAUACUUGUUUUGUAUAAUCAAGGAGAUAAAUUUUUCUGAUGGUGUGUCUUGGAUAUCAGCAACCGGCACCGUGAAGAACCUGCUCAUUAGGUCGUGCCUUCUGAUUCUAAGCAUUUUAUUGGUCGACAAAUCGAGGAGUAAACAUAUUUUGCAUAAUUGAAAUCCUGACGUCAGACUAAGGUUGUUUAUAAAACGGCGUGAUUUUUUGAAAUCUUCUCACAACACACAUUUCAGGAAAAGUGCAAUUCAUUCAUUAUGAAGGAAGAAUUUAAGUAUUUGACAGGUUUUGAUUGUGAAUUCAGCAGUGAGGAUGAACGCUGUCCGGGAGCACUUCCCGUGGGUCAAAAUAGUCCUCAAAAAUGUCCUUACGGUCUUUACGCUGAACAAUUGUCGGGCAGUGCUUUUACCGUUCCAAGAGGCGAGAAUAAAAGAUCUUGGCUGUAUCGAAUAAGACCUUCGGUUGUGCACGAUGUCUUUGAACCAAUUCAAGAAUUACAAGAUCAUGUCACUCAUGAAUGGGACCAAUUUCCCCCUACACCUAAUCAGAUUCGUUGGAUGCCAUUCGACGUGCCAACUCGUCAGGAACCGGAAGUAGAUUUCGUUGAGGGUUUACAUACACUUUGCGGAGCUGGCGAUGCUCGCACGCGAGCCGGAAUUGCUGUUCACAUUUACCUCUGUAAUUCUUCCAUGCGAGAUAAAGCCUUUUACAAUUCUGAUGGAGACUUCCUUAUUGUACCACAAUUGGGUGUCUUGCAAAUUACGACCGAAUUCGGAAGAAUGAGAUGUGAGCCAAAUGAGAUUUGCGUUAUUCAACGAGGAAUGCGUUUCUCCGUGACAGUAUUUGGUCCAUCCAGAGGUUACAUUCUUGAGGUCUUUGACAAUCACUUUCAACUUCCAAAUUUGGGACCAAUUGGUGCCAAUGGACUGGCAAAUUCUCGAGAUUUUGAAACCCCUUCUGCAUGGUACGAGGAUCGGGACGUGGAUUAUAAAAUAAUUUGCAAAUAUCAUGGAAAAAUGUUUGUCGCCAAUCAACGUCACAGUCCGUUUGAUGUUGUCGCAUGGCAUGGGAAUUAUGUCCCCUACAGAUACAAUCUUGAACGUUUUAUGGUUAUCAAUUCGGUUUCCUUCGAUCAUUGCGACCCAUCAAUAUUCACCGUUCUCACUUGUCCCUCGACGAAACCGGGGACCGCGAUCGCUGAUUUUGUGAUUUUUCCUCCUCGUUGGUCCGUUCAGGAGAACACUUUCCGUCCACCUUAUUAUCAUCGAAAUUGCAUGAGUGAAUUUAUGGGUUUAAUCAAGGGACGUUAUGAGGCCAAGGAGGAUGGAUUUCAGGCUGGUGGUGGCUCUUUACAUUCAAUAAUGACACCGCAUGGACCCGAUACAAAUUGUUUUGAAAGUGCUUCUAAUUCGAAACUGGGACCCGAACGUAUUGCCGAAGGAACUCAGGCGUUUAUGUUUGAAACUUAUUACAGCAUGACAAUAACGAAAUGGGGUGGAAAAAAUUGCAAAAAGAUUGAUUCCAAUUACAAUAAGUGUUGGGAGGAUUUGAAAAAAAAAUUUGAACCAACUCAAAAAUCUUGAUCUCAUGCAGGCUUCGCACUAAUUUACGAAAAUAAAAAUUUACCAAUUUUUUAACGAUUUCCUACUAUUUGGAUAAUUUAAUUUGCAUUUGUUUUCUAAUU
Messenger RNA from Leptopilina heterotoma, 2529 nucleotides. It is a transcript of the gene hgo, whose product is annotated as homogentisate 1,2-dioxygenase. Lineage: Eukaryota; Metazoa; Arthropoda; Insecta; Hymenoptera; Figitidae. The record is from RefSeq and is a predicted model, not a curated record. Gene Ontology annotation, molecular function: homogentisate 1,2-dioxygenase activity. The transcript has 12 exons. Gene Ontology annotation, biological process: L-phenylalanine catabolic process. The coding region runs from base 1103 to 2428 and encodes 441 amino acids. Gene Ontology annotation, cellular component: cytoplasm.